CUAAUCAAGUGCAUGUCCUGCGACGUUUUUCUGGCGCACAAUUCAUCCGCGAUCAGGUCUUAUAUUGUGGUUGCUGAAGAAUGAUGGUAGGCGGGAAGAUUGUGGCCAUAUGCCAGUAUGGAGGACAAUUUGUUACCGAUGGUGAUGGAUCUUUGUCCUAUUCUGGUGGAGAGGCACAUGCUAUUGAUGUUGGUCCAGACAUGCUGUUUGACGAAUUCAACACAGAAAUAUGCAACAUGUUUAACAUUGACAUAACUGGAAUUUCUAUCAAGUAUUUUCUUCCAAAUAACAAAAAAACUCUAAUCACAAUUUCUAAUGACAAGGAUUUACGCCGUAUGAUUCAUUUUAAUGAGAAUGCUACGACUACAGAUGUUUAUAUCUUAAAUAAAGUUGACCCCAGGACAACGAAGAGCAUAGUUGCCGAUUCUCGUACAUCUAUUGUUGCUUCUGGUGUUCAGAACAAACGGAAGAGACUUCAAGGUGGAGCCAGGGCAACAAAAAACAAGCCCAAUGCCUCCAAAUCAGGUACCUUAAAUGCAGCUACCAAUGUCAUUGUAAACAACACCAACUCCAUUAUACAGGGUUCACUGACAAUUUAUGAAAGUAACAGACAGUCAAGACCGAUUGCUACUGCUCAAAGUAUUGAUAACAGGAUCAUUGCAACCGAUUUUGCUAUACCAGGCUUACCUGGUGCUGAUUCAGUGGACAAUUUUAGACAGCAGGGACUUGCUAUUAUUGCUAAUGUUGACGAGAGGGAAAGGAGCAUGUUAUUUGAUCGAGGUGCCUCUCUUCUCUCCUCCAUUGUCGCGCCUGAGAACGUUAGACCUCUUAGUACAAACACUCUUUGGGAUGAUGUUAUCACCGGUGUGGGGCAAGAAUUUGAUAAUGUGAAGGACUUCAGGGGUGAGUUAUGUAAAUAUGCUAUUAGUAAAGGUUUUAUUUACAAAUUUAUCAAGAAUGAAAGUUCUCGAGUAACCGUGAAAUGCUGCAAUGACGAAAAUUGCACAUGGAGGAUACAUGCAUCUGAGUCAUCUCACAAGCAGAAGUUUGUGAUCAAGAAAAUGAAUAGCGAGCACACUUGCGGGGGUGGAAAUGGCAAACUGGGUCAGAGGAGAGCAACAAGACAAUGGCUGACAAGCAUUCUCAAGGAAAAAUUGCAUGAUUCACCACAAAGUAAGCCUAAGGAAAUUUUAAGGGAGCUUUUUGAUGAUUAUGGAGUAAAUUUGACUUAUUCGCAAGUCUGGAGAGGAAGAGAAGUUGCUCAGAAGGAACUAUUUACUAAUCUAAGAGAGACAUACAACCUUCUGCCGUGGUAUUGUGAAAGGAUACUGGAGACAAACCCAGGCAGUGUGGCCAUAUUAUACACAUCUGUCGAUUCCAAAUUUCGCCGUCUUUUUGUAUCUUAUCAUGCUUCUCUUAAUGGAUUCGAGCACGGCUGCCGUCCCCUCAUAUUUCUUGAUAGAAUCCCCUUGAAGUCCAACAUUCAAUGUAAGCUAUUAGCAGCUGCUUCGGUCGAUGGAAAUGACGUCAUCUUUCCGGUUGGCUUUGCUGUCGUGGAGGAUGAAACAUGUGAUAGUUGGCUCUGGUUCUUGGCCCAAUUAAAAUGUGCUUUAACAAAGCCUAGAGCCAUCACCUUUAUUUCUAAUAGACAAAAGGGUUUAGAUGAAGCUGUAGCUCAGGUUUUUCCAGAUAGUUAUCACAGUUAUUGCCUCCAUGAACUCAUAGAGGAUUUCAAAGCAGAACUGAAGAGAGGUCCAUGGUCUCAGCAACAGAAGGAGACAAUGGCUGAUGAUUUCACCCGCGCUGCCCAAGCAUGCACCAUCGAAGAUUUCAACUCUUCCAUCGAGAGCAUAAGGAGCGUUUCAGACGACGUUGCAAAUUGGGUCAUGGCUAGUAAGCCCGAGAAUUGGUCCGAUGCUUUGUUCAGAGGUGCACGGUACGACCAUUUAUCCUCGGACAUUGUCGACUCGUUUUCCAAUUGGAUACCUGUGAAAUGCGAGUCUUCGAUAAUACUGAUACUUGAUGCAAUUCAGAGUAAAAUGAUGGAGGUGAUUCGCUUGAGAAGAGAGAUAUCAAAUACUUGGGUGGGUCAAUUAACACCAUCCAUGGAGCAGAAGUUGCAGAAGGAGGUAGUGAAGUCUCGCAAGCUGAGCGUUUUAUGUUCGUCUGAUACUGUCUUUGAAGUUCGUGGCAACACCAUAUACGUCGUCAACACCGGGGAUUGGGUCUGUUCGUGUCGAAGAUGGCAACUUUCGGGCUUGCCCUGUCCCCAUGCCGUCGCGGUCUGCAAUCGAAUCGAUAGAUCUGUGUAUGAUUUUUGUCUGGGAUAUUUUAGAAUUGAUUGUUACCGUGCAACCUAUGGUGAAUCAAUAAAUCCAAUACCUGAUAUUGCCAACAUUAAUUUUAAUGCUGCUAACUUGUUUGUACCCCCACCUAGACGGACACCCGUUAGACCAAGGAGAAAGCGAUUUAAUC
Molecule: messenger RNA, 2475 nt
Organism: Phalaenopsis equestris
Lineage: Eukaryota; Viridiplantae; Streptophyta; Magnoliopsida; Asparagales; Orchidaceae
Molecular function (GO): zinc ion binding; protein binding
Source: RefSeq, a predicted model, not a curated record